AUGGGGAAUCAUGACAGGGUCCGCGAAAGGUCACCGCGCCGGGACUAUGGCUCUCACAACAGACGGAGCCACGAUCGCGACACUCAUAAAACCAGCACGCGCGCACGCUCAAGAUCACCGGCGCAUGAACGAUCAAAAUUGCCAUCAUCAUCUCGAAAUGAAGGUCGUUUAACUGAGCCAAGUCAUCGUCAUUCAUCAUCCAGACAUCACCAUCACCGCUCAUCUCAUAAACAUCGGGAUCAUGCAAAUCGCAAAACAGAAGCCGCAGUCAAACUUCCGUUUGAUGCCAGACCCCUGUCAAAAGCAGAUCUGAAUGCCUUUGAAUCGCUUCUUGGCGAAUAUCUCAGUGUCCAGAAGCAAAAGGACAUGAACGAAAUGGAUGAUCGUGAGGUCAAGGGGCGAUGGAAGAGUUUUGUUGGGAAAUGGAAUCGCAAUGAACUUGCAGAGGGAUGGUACGACCCUGAGACGUUUGCUCGGAUCACCGCGGAAAAUCCAGCUACAUCUCGACCAAGACGUGCUUCAGUGCACAAGGAAGAGGAAGAAAGAGAGGAGCCCGUCGAGGAUACAAGAAACCAAGGUAGCGAGGAUGACGACGAUGACUAUGGACCUACCCUCCCAGGAUCAGAUCGCGCACGGCGCUCCGGCCCAGGCAUCCCCACGAUCCAAGAUUUAUCUUUACGUGCUGAGCUUGCCGAGGAAGACAAACAAGCAUCCAUCGAAGACAUUCGCAACGCACGCAAAGCCGACAGGACUUUACAGAAAGAACGCCUCGACGAUCUGGUUCCGCGUGCUGAAGCUGGGACCCGCGAGCGCAUGCUCGAAAAGAAAGCAGCCGUUGCAGACAAGAUGCGCUCGUUCCGCGACAAGAGCCCAGGCGCCAUGGAGGUUACCGACGAGAAGGAGCUCAUGGGCGGCGGAGAUUCAUUAGACGAGUACAAAAAGGCCAAAGAGAGGGAGCAGCGACGCAAGACGGAAAGGGAGAUUCGCAGAGAAGAGAUCGACAGGGCCAAGAGGGAGGAGAUGGAGGAGAGGAAGAGGGCCUACAUGGAGAGAGAGGAGGGCACUGUGAGUAUGCUGAGGGAGUUGGCACGACAGCGAUUCGGGUAG
Molecule: messenger RNA, 1107 nt
Organism: Fusarium pseudograminearum CS3096
Lineage: Eukaryota; Fungi; Ascomycota; Sordariomycetes; Hypocreales; Nectriaceae
Exons: 1
Coding region: 1-1107 (368 amino acids)
Source: RefSeq, a predicted model, not a curated record